AUGGCAGGCGGGUCAGACACUUGGCUGCAUCACUCUUUCCACAGAAGAUGCACGGCAGACGGCUCGGUGACUGAAGUACAGGCUGACGUGCCUUCAGAGAAUGUGCUUAGCUAGCCAGAAACUAUUUCAAAUGAAGCCAAAGUCAUCCAUGUGUUGCGAUCCCCAAAAGUUACAAAUAAAAGUCCUCUGGGAAAUGAUUAAUCAGACUGGGUAAACAAGUAAAAAGGCGCUUGUUGUCAGUGCUCACCCUGCAGAGGGAAUAUCAGGGUCCCACCGAUGCGCUGAAGCCUUUCAACUCUACUUUAUUUCUCCAGCCUCCUUGCAUGUGUGCAGCAGGACUGCUUUUCUGACGCCGCACACCUUCCAGCGGGAACCUCUGACAUCCUACCUCUGAAUGGCUCUCCGGUGGCUUUACACUCUCUCCAUCGCACUGGUGUGGGGCUGUGUGGUCUCCUCCUCCUCCUCUUACCACGCUGCAGUUGCUCCCCCACAAGACCUUCAGAUCACUGAUCCUGGACUCUUAGGUUCUCUUGAUAUAGAGUGGAAACCUCCACCCAAUGUACAAACCUUCAAUGAAUGCACAGUAAAAUACAAGUUUGAAUACCGCAACACUGGUGACAGAGACUGGAAGGUUAUUUUUACUGGAAAACUAAAACUCAGAGUUGGAUUUGACCUCAGCAGGACUGCUGAAGUGAAGGUACAGACACUGCUCGAAGGACGGUGUGCCGAUGACGUGGAGGUGCAAAGCGACUGGAUUUAUGAUACCUUUCAGGUCCCAUUGCAAGGAAAACUGGAAUCAGAGGUUCAGAAUUUCCACUGCAUCUAUCAUGACUGGGAAUACCUCAAGUGCACUUGGCAACCAGGUCUCCUCACUCCUCAUGGUGUACAUUAUGGACUAUAUUAUUGGUACGAGGGGCUGGACCACACAACACAGUGUGAUGACUACAUUCAGGAUCACGGUAUAAACAUCGGCUGUGUGUUACAAAAUCUGAGCCAGGCAGAAUAUAAGGAUCUGAGCAUUUGUGUCAAUGGUUCAGCGGCAGCCACUCUGCUACGGCCGUUGUAUGUCACCCUUCGCCUUCACAACCUAGCAAAGCCCUCGCCCCCGAAGCAGCUGGCGGUUUCCAUGUCUGCAUCGGAGGAGCUCCACAUAGUGUGGAGCCCACCAGGUGGCGAAACACCGCCCCAGUGCCUGGAGUACGAGGUUCAGCUGGCCGAAGAUCAGGGGGAGGCCAAGGCUGCCUGGGCGUCUGUGUCAACCCAAAUGGAGACCGCUUUAACAAUAUCCAGAGCAAAUCAAAGCCGCAUUUCAUGUGUUCGUGUCAGGGGGAGAACAAAUAUUUUCUGUGCUGACCAGGGCUUUUGGAGUGAAUGGACACAGGAGUGUUUCUCUGUGUUCAGAAAAGAGGACAAGCAGCUAUUUAUCCUCAUUCCAGUCCUUCUGAGUUUGUCAAGUAGCCUCAUAAUAUUUAUUUUGAUUGGCCAGUGCAAGAAAAGGACUCUAGAAAUCUGUCAACAGGACACACACUGAAGGGAAGCACCUCACACACAAUGCUAGGUACCAACGCCUGCAUCUAGCCAGUCUACCCCACCCCACUUUCACAAUGUCUUCCUAGUCCCCAAAUACUGAGCCUGCUGAACAUGAGCUACUCAAGCUAGUUAUUUACUGAUAUGCCUUAGAUGUUGCAAAGCUGAACUGGGAAGGCCUUGAAAGAAACUUUUGCUGUAAAAUGGCAUGAUCACAGCUGCUGCAAAGGACAGAUGCUUCAGAGAAGUGAGGGUUACUCUGGCAAAGGCAGUGUGGGAACUUCUGUAGGAAGCAGGCAUUGGUACCAGAAUUCAAUGAUGCACCCAAGAUGUCUCUCAAUGCCUUGUAUUUAGCUGAUGAAAUUGCUGACUGAUUUUUAAGCAAUCAUUCCCUAUGAUGAUGAUAAAAAAAAAAAAAUUAAAAAAUCAGCACUGGAUGAGACACUGUCCUCCGAGCACAUUCUAGGUUUUUUUGGUCAAAUAACUAACCAACUCAAACCCAAAUGUUUAGUGUGCUUUUAUUUCAUCUGAACAAGCCAGAAAACAUAUUUUCAUGCAGGAGCACUUAUUCAAAAUGGGAAUUUCUAGUGAACAGUGGAAGCACAGAGAGAAAAUCAAGUUUGCGUCAAUCAGCUAUGUAAAGAGCCAUGCUAAUCCAAUCAGGCACAAAACAACACAGCAAGUGCUAUCUUAUACAUCCAACUGCAAAAUUAUUCAAUCACUAUCAACUGCUUCCACUGCUAAAUAGGCAAAACUCUGAUGUUAUUUGGGAGCAGCCAAAGGAGGAAAGCACCAGAAUGGUCUAUGCACAGACUGGAGCAGAAGUAAAGUUUCCUGGCUGGUGUUAUUUUGAUGAGACACAACGUCUGCCUCUACUGUCUCCUGGGGCUUCUGGCCAACCAGCAUGGAAUGGCUUUACGUUUAAAAUUACCCAGGAUUAUGCAAUGGGCAUUGAAAUACUCUGUUUUACCUUGAUGAACACAGCACAUCAGAAAUGGAGAAUGGAGUUGGACUCGCAAGGCACCGACUGAUAUAACAGAGAAGGUGAAAGGAACCACAAGAGAGGGAAGGAAACAGGAAUAAAGCUUGCUUGACCCCGAAGCAGCCCCCAGCCCCAGCUCAGGGAGACCUGGCCUGCAGACAUCUCCAAAACAGGAUCAUCAGAGCAAUUCAAGGGAAUGCAGGGUUCAUACAACAAGCCAGAUUCAGGAGGCUCAGGACAGUAUUUCCUCCUCUGUUCAAUGGGAGAGAGCAGCUCUUUGCUUGGUGCCCUCCCACCAGCUGCAGAGUCCCCUUCCUUCCCUCUCUAGUCUCCAGCAGAAUUUUUGCAGCGACAAGGGGUGCAGCCCUGCCCCACACCUGCCCCUGGCCAGCACAUCACAACUAUUUUGCUCUGACUUGCUCUGGAGCCUGGGCUGCGUGUGCCUCCCUGCAGAGUGAUGGGCCAUCAGGGCAGGGCAAUCUCUGGUGGGACCAAGCCUGGAUCUCCUGAUCUGCAAGACCAGAAUAGCAGAUACUCAGCUAAGCUCAUUCUAGGGUUUUCAGAUAUUUUCAGGAGCUAGAGGACUUUGGGACAUCCAGAACUGGGUAGCAUUUGGGUUAUCGGUUUUCAGAACUGUCACCAGGGCAACAGUUAUUGCAUUAAUAAUAAUGGUUAAAACCAGAAAAAGCACUGGAGAAAACUAUUGGGAAGAUUUGCUAUUACUGGAAAUAACUCCUGGUACACCUCUAAUGUUCUGCCAGCCUCUUAUACAGUUUAGACAUCUACUAAAUACAUGAGUGCAUUGUGAACUUCCCCCAGGGAAAAAGCAAGGCAGGCAGCUGGAGCCCACCCUGCUGCCUUGGGUACACCUGAUGUGAUCUCACCCACUUCACCACUCAGGAAUGCCGCACAUUGGAGUGGGCCAAAUGGUGGGGCAAUCCUGACCUGCUGGAGGGGUUUAAGCUGGGUUAAAGUUUAUACUCUAAUUUUGUCAAAAAAGAGGUAAGAAGGGAAGAAGAUUUAAGAGAACGGGUGCAGGUAAGAGGUGGCAAAGGAACAUUUGUUGUACUUCCACAGCUAGAACUCACCCCAAAAAGAUCAGGGCUAUUUUAGUAACCAAAAAAUAUAAAGGUUAGGCUGAAGCCUGCUGAGGAACCUGCCUAGUAAGAGAGUGAUAAAUUAAGUGCAUCUACUUAUGAUAUCUGACUGCUGCAGCUUUACAGGAGUGUUUAGGUAAGGAAAGCUGGGCUUGGCCCCAGAGCGGGGCUCCCCGCUCACCAAACUCACCCCUGCACAGGGUCCUUGCUGCAGCAGCAGCAAGACAUGCAGCCCCCCACACCCCCCCCCCCCCCGCCGGCUUUUUCACAGCAUCACAUCUGCAGCAUGUGCAAAAUGUAAUCCUAAUAGGUGGCCAGCUGCUUGUCUUUCCUAACAUCCUGAACCUUGCUAGAAUUUCAGUAGUAUGUUGGGGUUUUUUUUCCCCUAUGUUUACAGAAUUACACUAAUUACGUAUUUCUUUCACACAGUAUUUGCAUUACAGUGGUUUAAUUCAUUUGCUGUAGUCCAUAAUUAAUAUUUUCAGUAAAGCGCUUUCAAAAUCCCUCCUUUGGCAUACCCUGCUCUUAUUGUUCCCAGCUCAUGUCUGGGUUCCCCAGUGGUUUUACCAUCUUAGCCUCAUAUGUCUGGUGACGAAUGUCUUUGCCAAAUGUAUAAAGAGAACUCCUUUACAUACCCUUGAGUUUAGGGUCUUUUUUCUGUCUUUGACUGAUUAAGUCUUAGAGUCAUUUGUUGAAGAAUAAAAGGCAACUCUUCCUACAGUUUUCUUCCCCAGAGAAUGUCAAUACUUGUCAAACAUAUGAAAGCAUGAUCCUGUGCAUGCUGCAGGAUAAUGCAAAAUCAAUUUGCAUCUGCUAUAUUCCAGCUGCUUUUGGGAAGCAGCAAAACAGGGAAGGCAAAUGCCAAGGUCACCAGAGUCUCUGCACUCACAAAAUCUCCCUCCUCUCACUGAGGUCUAUUUUCAAACUGCCAAUAAGGCAAUAAUUUGAAAACCAGUUUACUUUCUGUUUCCUCAUUAUACAUCCUCAUAUUUUUUUCAUUUUUCUGACUGGCCUCUGAAGACAAGAGUUUGAAGUGUUUCAACCACUAUAACCUGCCAAUAGCUGAAAGACAUAAAGCAAGGCUGGCAUCUCUCAGGACCUCUUUACUCCUCUUGCACUUGAGGAAAUGAAAAGGUAGAAGCUCUAUCUCACCGGCUGAGGCACCUCUGCUGAAGUUUCUCUCUUACAGGUGCUAGAAACUCCAUGGCCACUGGGUGUCAGCAUCUGUGCUUGGAUGCAGAGGAGGAAGCAAGCAGGUGCAGCAUGCUUCCACCAAAAUUCAGUAUUUAGUGCAAGAAAAUUAGAGGGGACAAUGGCUCGCUCACUGUAACAUAGAUGAGUUUUGUUCUUUUUGUACUGCUAAGUGGAGAAGUAUCACGCCUUCACUCCAUCAUUCAGCACCGGGCUGAUUGCUAGGUAACAUCACCCCUCAUGCCUCAUGGCAUCGUGACCAUGGCCCAGCGCUGCUGCACAGACCAGAGCUGCAUCUCCCAUGGCAUGUUCAGCCAAAACCAGCCCCCUGCCCUCCUUCCCACAGUUGUGCAACUGAGCACCCACAGACAUACCCCACUGGCUCAAACUGAAGGCUCGGUCGAGCAAGGACUGCGCCCUGCUGUAUGUCCCUGCCUCACUCCGGCAUUGGCUCUUACAUCCCUGAGCCACCACAGGUCUCAGCACCCAUCCCUGAGCCACUGCAGCUCUCGGGGAUGUACUAGGGGAGUACCUAGAUCUUGAAAGAACGUAGAGUGGCACAGCCCUUCUGGCUUCAGCUUCCAGAGCUUUCAGUCAAGGCUUUGGGAGUACAGUAACUAAUGAUAUAAUCUAAAAUCAAGAGCUUCAUGGGCCACAGCAGGUGUGCAGCUCACUGCCUCAUGUGGCGGGGUACAUUUGAGAGCACUGUCAAGCUCUUCAUGUCUGUGUAGAAGCUGAAUUUUCUCAGGAGGGUCUGUGGUUCUCAGAGCUUCAAGGCAAGCAAGUACAGCUGAUACAUGUGCUUAACAAAAAUUUGAGGCAAUAUAUUGCAGGUGAGCUGUCUGAACAGCUGAAACGGCUCUGCACACCACCCGUGUCAAGAUCUUUCUCCCAGAAUACAGAGGGAUAAAACAACCAGCUGAGAAAUGAUGGCUACCACAAGGUUUGCACCAAAAAUGAAUAUUCGCCUCCCUGCCAUCCUGGGCUGCCUGCCUCCUGUGCCAGAUCCCCACCCAGACUUGCCAUGGGACUGCUCUGCUCAGGAAAUAAAACACUAUUUCAUUGUGUUAUGCUACCAGACACA
Messenger RNA from Grus americana (Whooping crane), 5881 nucleotides. RefSeq names its product interleukin 13 receptor subunit alpha 2 (gene IL13RA2). Gene Ontology annotation, biological process: cytokine-mediated signaling pathway. Gene Ontology annotation, molecular function: cytokine receptor activity; protein binding. The coding region runs from base 395 to 1531 and encodes 378 amino acids. Gene Ontology annotation, cellular component: external side of plasma membrane. The record is from RefSeq and is a predicted model, not a curated record. The transcript has 9 exons. NCBI's taxonomy places the organism in Eukaryota, Metazoa, Chordata, Aves, Gruiformes, Gruidae.